Messenger RNA from Pleurotus ostreatus (oyster mushroom), 648 nucleotides. RefSeq lists its product as uncharacterized. The coding region runs from base 1 to 648 and encodes 215 amino acids. The record is from RefSeq and is a predicted model, not a curated record. Lineage: Eukaryota; Fungi; Basidiomycota; Agaricomycetes; Agaricales; Pleurotaceae. The transcript has a single exon.
AUGCCCGGAAAGCACGUACGAUUCGCAGCGGACAUCCCCGCUACCCCCUCUCCGACAUGGUCCCAAUUCUCGCUGCCUUCGACCAGCGGCCCAAAGACACCAUCACCAGUCUCGCACUACGGGCUCGAUUCACCUUACUUCACAAAGCCGCUGCCCCAGAUGACGGUGCAGAUUCACCCGGCACUCGGAUAUAGUACGACCCCACACCUCAACUACGACAUAUCAUGCCACCCAUCAACACUCACACCCGCCCACCCAUCACUAUCCCCGGCAAUUCUGAGCGAAGCUGCCACCCGCCCGCCUCUUCCAUCAAUCACACUUGUCUCCCAGUACCUUCCAUGGAAGCUUGAGAUAAAGCCGACUGUCGGGCAUUUCGUGACAGUGUCGGAUGUCAUCAACGGGAUGUAUCGUGCACUACGCCUCACUGUUAGCAAGGUGGAAUAUGCAGCGCUCCCAUCACUAGCAGCGCAACAACGGGUUACCGACGCGUACAGCCAUCGCUGCGCGCGGAUACUCGACUCAAGUGCAAAGCAGGUGGAGAUGCAGAAGGGAUUGAAGCGCAUUGACUUCUUCGUCAACAAGAACCGCUUCAUGGGAUUGUCAAGCACUCCCCUUGGUCCCCAUGUCUGGUCCAUCAACGUCUCGUGA